Corythoichthys intestinalis (scribbled pipefish) is the source of this 546-nucleotide messenger RNA. It is a transcript of the gene rps27l, whose product is annotated as ribosomal protein S27 like. The coding region runs from base 158 to 412 and encodes 84 amino acids. Gene Ontology annotation, molecular function: structural constituent of ribosome; RNA binding. The record is from RefSeq and is a predicted model, not a curated record. Lineage: Eukaryota; Metazoa; Chordata; Actinopteri; Syngnathiformes; Syngnathidae. Gene Ontology annotation, biological process: ribosomal small subunit assembly; translation. The transcript is spliced from 4 exons. Gene Ontology annotation, cellular component: cytosolic small ribosomal subunit; ribosome.
UUAUUAACCUAUUUUUAAUACUUAUUUACUUUGAAUCCCUCAGUCCUGUUACGAGUGCAAGCACUUUUUAUAUUGUGAUAACAGUUCCUCCCAGUUGGUGUCUUCCACCACCUCCACUAAAGAAGAAGCCCCACGUAGACAACGCCAGCACGGCGAGAUGCCUUUGGCUAAAGACCUCCUUCAUCCAACUAUUGAACAUGAACGACGACAACACAAGAAGAAAAGACUUGUUCAGAGCCCAAACUCCUAUUUUAUGGAUGUAAAAUGUCCAGGCUGCUACAAGAUCACUACCGUGUUCAGUCACGCACAGACUGUGGUUCUCUGUGUUGGAUGCUCCACCGUGUUGUGCCAGCCUAAAGGAGGAAAGGCCAGACUCACAGAAGGUUGUUCUUUCAGGAGGAAGCAGCACUGAAAAGGAAUGUCGCUCAAUAUGUGUUGUGAAAUCCCUGGUUCAAAAGAAAAUCAUUUUUGUGAUUUUAUAAGCCUGCUAUCAAAUAUGCCUUUUAAUACAAUGAAUUUGCAAGUCAAUUAAAAAGGUGGGAACAA